Cyprinodon tularosa is the source of this 1497-nucleotide messenger RNA. RefSeq lists its product as uncharacterized. NCBI's taxonomy places the organism in Eukaryota, Metazoa, Chordata, Actinopteri, Cyprinodontiformes, Cyprinodontidae. The coding region runs from base 88 to 1497 and encodes 469 amino acids. The record is from RefSeq and is a predicted model, not a curated record. The transcript has 2 exons. Gene Ontology annotation, molecular function: zinc ion binding.
CCAUUUUGAGUGGAGAAGGCGUAGUGUAAACAGCCGCAGCACAGCCAAACAAAAGGACUAAAGGAUUGAGUUUUUUUCGCCGACUACAUGGAAAAAAGUAAGCAGAAUGCGAAACUACCGUACCGGGAAAAACUUAACAACGAGGCCAGGGACCGUUACUUGGCCAAACUGUCGGAUAUUAACGGCAUAGAUCCCUAUGAUCUCCGGAGCAAAGACUGGAGCUCCGACGUCUCUUCACUGCCUCCGACCUCAUCAGUGGACAUAACCACUUACCUAGUGUUUGGCGUCAGUGCCUACACGUGCGAGGAAUUCAAGGCAUAUAAAUCACUGGAAGCACACGGACAGUUCACAAAUGGCUGGGUUCAGGAUCUGUUUUCCUACCGACCACAGAUGUGCAACAACACAGUUGUUACUGCAAAGGUCAUGCACUCCCAAAGACUAAACGACACACCACUGAAACCCUGGGCCAUCAUUGACCGAUCAGGAGCCAUAUCAUCUGCUCACUGUACAUGUAUGGCUGGGAUAGCAGAGACCUGUACGCAUGUAGCUGCCAUGCUGUUCAAGUUGGAGGCCACUAUCAGAUGCAGGGAGAAAACAACUGUUACAGGAGAGCCUGCAUACUGGAUGAUACCGAACAACAUAAACAAAGUGGGAGCGGAGGUGGGACACAAGAUCGAUUUUACAUCAUCAAAAGCUAAACGGAAAAGCCUAGACCAACUCUUGGAUGGUCAGGCCGAACACAUGCCAGCGCUCAGAACUGUCACAAGCACCUGCACAGGCAACACCAGCACACAGGACCAGUGGAGCGCAUAUCUUUGUGAACUGCAGAAAGCCUCACCUAAAGCUGCUGUUUUGUCUUGUGUACCAGGAUUUUGUGAUUCAUUUGCAGACACAUUACAGCCAUGUCCUGCACCAGAUUCAUUGUCCCGACUGCGUGAUAAAAAAAUGGAUUGCAGUGAUUUGUCUGCGUUACGGUUGCACUGCAAAACUUUGUUAAAAAAGGCAGACAUUUCACAGGACCAGGCCCACUACAUAGAAUUGCAUAGUAGAUCACAGCACAGAUCCUCAACAUGGUAUCGGUUUCGCACAGGAAGGGUAACAGCAUCAACCAUGCACGCAGUCUUUCGGUCAGAUUUGGACAACCCUGCAGUUUCAACCGUCAAAGCAGUAUGUGGCACAAACAGCGGUGCAACCAAUCAUUGUGCUGCCACUGUAUGGGGGAGACAAAAUGAACAGAGAGGGCAAACACAGUACAAACAGAAAAUGGAAAACCAACACUGUGACUUUGAGCUAAGCCAGUCUGGGUUCAUUAUCAACCCCAAGUUUCCCCAGGUUGGAGCAUCACCUGAUGCAAUUGUACUGUGCACCUGCUGCGGAAAAGGCUGUGUCGAGAUAAAGUGCCCAUUCAAGUACCGAGACAAUACCAUUCUGGAGGCAUGCAGGAGUGGUGAUAAAAAUUUCUGUUUGGAAAUGGUGGAUGGUAAAGCUGCAGCUUAA